Messenger RNA from Acinonyx jubatus (cheetah), 1506 nucleotides. RefSeq lists its product as uncharacterized. The coding region runs from base 253 to 912 and encodes 219 amino acids. The record is from RefSeq and is a predicted model, not a curated record. Lineage: Eukaryota; Metazoa; Chordata; Mammalia; Carnivora; Felidae. The transcript is spliced from 3 exons.
AAAGGGACCAGCAAACAGACUGAAAUACAAGUGAAAUUACUUCGUUUUCCCCUGGGAGUCAAACUAUGCAGUGCUUUAUUGUCGGUAAAACAAGCAGGUGGAGAGACUUGGGUUCCUGAAGAGAGAGGUUGGCCCCGUUGGGCGGGGCUUAGUGUAAAGGCUUUGUUCUCCAUUAGAUGGCACUGCUUAGCUUACUGGGGUGGAUGUUGUGGCGCAUGUAGGUGUGUGUGCGCAUGCGCGGGAGGGGCGAAAAUGGCAUCACCCAGCUGUGUGGUCAGUAGUAUCAGAGUUCUGUUCUCUCUGACCAGCAAUCGUGCACUCAUCCUCUGUGUCCAGCUUCCGUCCACCCCCCGCUUCCACAAUGUCCGUGACCAAGCCGUCAGACUGCCAGGCAGCACCUCCCUCCUGAGUUUUAUCUCAGAAGCAGCUGUGUUUCCCAACCCCUCACUUCUGAGGGACUGUGGCUUUGUUCCACUCAGACCUUCUGCGGGAGGGUCUCACCGAGCACUGGCUGGUGCCGGCCACCCCCAGGAACAUUCUCGAGACUGUGCUGCUGCCAACGCCCAGAGACUGCGGCUGGGUGCCAGCCCGCCCCAGAAAAAGUUCACGCGGGCGUGUAGCAGCGGCGUUUCAGGGAUUCUGGAAAAUCACAACUCACAUCUGGCGCCAGGCUUCACCCGCCAACGGCCUUGUCCCAGCACCAGCGAAUGUGGUUGUUCUCCAGGAUCCGCUGGGACGUUUGCCCGUGGGGAGUCCUCCCAGCAGGGGAACCGCCUCCUUUGUGGCCUGAGGACCUCAGUUUCUGCUCCCGGGGAUUCGCCCCUCCCAUCAGAGCUCCACCAGCCGGCUGCAAGCACAGAGUACCAUUGGCAGCUGAGAGAACAGAGGCGCCAAACGAAGAGAGGUGGGUGAACUCACUGCUCAGGACAAAGGCAGCUUCUUCCAAACAUUCCUGGCCAACACUUCACAUCACUGGCAUCUUCACUUAUGUCCAGGGGCAGAAGCUGAAUAUUUGUGGCCCCCAGAGUCUCCUUGAGAAAAGAAAAAGCAGGACCCGUGUCACCUUAGCUGAGAGCUGGCUGUGAAGUGAGCUCCACGGAGGAAUAGCAAGAGGAGUGGAGUGUGGUGCCACAGCAACUGGGGACGCAGAAGCCAGACCUUGAAGGUGUCUGCAUGCACAGGGAAGACAAGGAAGAUCACGACAUUCAGAUGACACUGGUGCACAGGCACCAGAUACGACACCCCUGACAUGUCCACACAACGCUGAGUCUAGUGCAGCUGGAACCACAACAGAAUGGCAUCUUGAGUUCCCAGUGAAAGAGGUUCAGCUCUGUCUUAUGGACACAAAAGACACAGAUUAAAGUGAUUUUUUAGGGGCACCUGGGUGGCUCAGUCAGAUAAGCAUUCAACUUCAGCUCAGGUCAUGAUCUCAUGGUUUAUGAGUUCAAGCCCCAUGUCAAGCUCUAUGCUGACGGCUCAGAGCCUGGAGCCUGCUUUAGAUUCUGU